This is a messenger RNA of Heteronotia binoei (common prickly gecko), 6600 nucleotides long. It is a transcript of the gene RESF1, whose product is annotated as retroelement silencing factor 1. NCBI's taxonomy places the organism in Eukaryota, Metazoa, Chordata, Lepidosauria, Squamata, Gekkonidae. Gene Ontology annotation, cellular component: nucleus. The record is from RefSeq and is a predicted model, not a curated record. The transcript has 4 exons. Gene Ontology annotation, molecular function: histone methyltransferase binding. Bases 203 to 5782 code for a protein of 1859 amino acids.
UUUGGGAAUUAACCGCAUUAACUGGUUCACUGAGUGUAAGUCUGUGUGCCAGUUCCCGCUCUUCGCCAUCAUUUCUAGCUCCUGGGGGCUAGUACUUAUCUCUACUUGCCUAUCUCAACCUGAGGGCAAUGCUUCAGAGGAGACCUGGGCUAAUCUGUAGAGCACAGGACAGAUUUUUGGAACAUAAUCCACUAGCAGCACAAUGGACUGGACUGUAAGACCACAUCAUGCCACCAACUUACAAGCAAAGGAUUUUCAAGUUCAGGGACUGUAUCCAUCACAGCAGCCUGCGUCUGAAUUUUCUCAAGCAAAUGUAUCAACUCAAAAUUCUUCAGCUUAUACUGGAAAUAAUCAAGCUAUAAAAAUACAUUCUAGUACUGAGAAUCAACUAUCUACUCAAAAUAAUGUGGGAUCUAAAACCUUUCAGCCACUUCUCCCAAAGCCACCAGUACCUGUUUCAGGCUUUGAGACAACUCAACAUUUUGUUGACCAGAACCCACUUACGCGACUUUCCAGCAUGACUGUCCAAAUGACAUCUGAUGUGGCUAAGAGCAUCUGGCCAAAUUCUAAUGUUUAUAUUUUCUCCCCUGUAGCACCACAACUUAGCGCAGCAAAUUCUGUGCAGAGACCACCAAAUCAGUAUAUAGCCUCAGACAUGUAUAAUAAUCGGCCACAAAAAAAAUCUGUACGAAGUUCAGUUUUUUGGGCUCACGUAAAUAAUUCCUAUUCAAAAAGGAUGCCAGUGAUAACUCCUAAGCAUCAGCCUGCUAAUCCUCAAACACAUGCUACCGUGCCUCAUAAGCAGGUGUCAAGCCAUCUCCUAAGUUCUCAGCAGAACUCUUCAUGCCUUGCUUUUUCUUCAGGGCAAAAUAUUCAAAACCAAAUAAAUGACAUAAAUUCAAGCUCUGCAACAGCUAUGCAGUCACAGCAGUUUGCCUCUAAUUGUGUAUAUUCUUCACCAUAUACCACAUCUACUCAUUAUGCAGCCCAGGUAAUCCCUCAAGCCGCUAACACAAAUUUUCUACCACCACCUCCGCCAUAUGUAGCGCCUCCUAUACAAAUAAACCAUGGACAGUUUGUACAACUGCAACAAGUUCCAAAUACGUCUAAUGAAAAUGUUCAAAACCGUCAGACUCUUGAGUUGGAUCAAAGUAGUGUUCCAUAUUCCCUUCAGCAUGUUCAGCUUCCUGAGUCUGUACCAAUCUCUAGAGGAACGAAUGAAGUAAGAGGUGCUGCAGAUGGCAUACAUGGACAUGGUGCUGAAAACCAGCCUUCCAAUGAGUUGAUUAAGUCAAGAGUUGAGGCUUUAAAGAGUAUAUGUAACAGCCUUCAAAUACCUGGAACUAUUCCUCUUGAUAAAAUGUCAACACCACAGACAGCUAGAAGUAUGGUAGAGGAUAAUACAGCUAAAAGCAAUGCUGUUGAUAGCCUAAAACCUACAAGAGAAAGUCUGGAAGUGGAUUAUAGAAACAUUCUUGCAAUGAAAAAGAAAUUAUCAUAUUUGGAGAACAAGUUUAAGUUAAAACAUGAUCUAUAUCAGUGUGCAGCACAGAAGUCAAAGUCAGAAAACUCUGAUCCCAUUGUUCAUAAUCCUGAUCUUUUGCUUCCUGCGUCUAAUACCAGUCAGCAACUUGCUCCAGUGCCACAAACUAAUACCAUUCAGCAACCUGCUCCACUGCCACAAACUAAUACCAGUCAGCAGCCUGCUCUGCUGCCACAAGCUAUCCAUCAAAUACUUUCACAUCCAUCAAAUAAUGCGACUCAGAAUCUGACUUCCUUGCUUCCACAUGACAAUGCUCAGAAUCAACCACCUUCACUCCUUGCCUCAAACUCCAGUCAAAUCAAUGACAAUUCCUUACAGUCAUUGAAGACAAAAAAUCAUUUGUACCCAAUUCUUCAGGAUUUACUUAAAGGUACUUGUGAUGAAGCAAUGUUGCUUAAUACUCAUGUUGCAAGUACUGAGAGAAAUCAAAUCAAGCAAUCACUUUUCCAAGAGAAGUGUUUCUCUGGUUUUGCCUUAGAUUCUAGUGGUGUUAAAUCUGAAAGCAGUGUGAAUGAUAUGGAGAGAGCUUCCAGGCUGAGCCCUAAAACCUCACAGGCUAUCUCUACCCAAGGUUCCUUGACAUCCACAAAUGUUAGUCUAGAUUUUGAACAAACUUCUUCGUUGGGCAAGGAUCAGUUACCAAACAUGCCUGACGUGUCUGGGGGUGUCUUGUUUAACGGCUUUGUACUGAAAAAGGAUAAAGUGGGAAGAACUGUCGCUAAAAUAUUGACUAAUCCUCAAAGUACAGUUCAAAAUCCAGCUGAAUCUUCACAGUUAGGGGAAAAAUUAGGAAAAGAAAGAAGUAAAAAUUCCCAGAAUCUUAGAUCUGAAUUUAUUCAGCAGAUUAAAGACAAUUGUUUCCAAACACCUGGUAAGAGCAUUAGAGGUUGGAACAAUGGGAAUGAGAUCUCUAGCUCAGUGUCUCUUGCUACCACUGUUCCAGAAGCAGGUAUAGUUCAGAGGUCUUCAUUUACAGGGUCUUUUUGUACCAUGGGAAGAACUUGUUCUUUGGAGGAGCUAGAAACAAGUCUUGCUUUGUGGAGAAAGAGCCCUGCUGCAUGUCCAAAUGAUCAAUUAGGUGACAGCACAAAAAUAACUAUGUGUUCAUCCUCAUUGGACAGAGUAGAGGACAAAGAGAUGAAGUAUCCCAUGAAAAACCUUCCAAAUGCAUUAACACACUAUGAGAAAUCUAGUAUUACAGUUGGAAGAAAUGAAUCAACUCUGUCUUCUGUUUCUUCAUCUCUUGUACAAAAGCUUGAUGCUGUAAGUUCAAGUCCAUCAAAGAGCUCUGAACCCCAAGUAGCUAUUGUUCCUCCUUUAAUUCUUUCUAAAGAGGGAAUUUGGAAUGAAGAACAGGGGAAAAAAUUGUCUUCUAUGUUUAAAAAAACAUUUCCAGUUAUCACAGAAGGCAGUGUACGCAGUUUACAUGAAUUUGGUCUCACAUCAUCAGAUACUGAUAAACCAGUAAAAGGAACUACUUGUUCUCUAUCAGAUUCCUGUGUUCCUGUAAAGGAAGUAGAUUCCGAUAUGCACCAGAAGAUAGCCAAAUCCACUGAAGAGAAUGGAAUACAGGGAGCUGAAAGUGGAACAGCAUGCUCUUAUGAUCCAAACCAGGGGCUAAGUGGUCCUUUAGAACUGGAAAAAAAUACACCCGAGCUCCAUUCUAGAGGCAGUUUUCCACCAAGAACUAAUGAAGAUACCUCAAAUCCAGUUUCUCAAAAAUGUGCUCUGAAAGCCAGUUCAGAUUUGGUAGAACCAGAAGAUACUGUGCUGAAUGAAAACAUGUUGCAGAUAUCCAGUGUGUGUACUUUAGUUCAAGGAGAUGCAUUUUAUAAUUCACAAAUAGCUAAUAUCUUUAAUACUAGUUCUAAAACAGAACUUAACGCCUCUUCAGAGGACCAGGUGCCUGAUUCAUAUAAUAAAGAACAACAGUUGAGCCACGGGAAAAGAGAAUCUGAAAUGAAUGGGAGCACAUCUGUGGGAGAUGUCUUGUUACCAUCACUAGGUACCCUAUCAAAAGCUAUUGCAGAAAAGCUGUUAAACUUACCAGGUUUAAAGAAAUCCCAAGGUGGUAAAGUUCCAAAUGAAGCAAAUGUAAGACGGUCUGAGGAAGAAAAAACUACUGAAUUAGUUAAUGCUAAUUCUGGAAAGGGUCCUGAGCAAAAUAUGUCCUGCAGUGAUGUUCAUAGUAGUGACUUGGCCAGUGGUAACCAAGAAGUACCUGGAAACAGUAUUGCUGAUGAGGGUAGCACACACAGUAUGCAAGAUUUUCUACCCAGCACUGAGAAUCAAGUGCAUUCUCUGAACAAUAUUGACAUCUCUCUAACAUUGCCAAAUGAUCAGUUGACUGAACUCUUAAAAGAAUUUCCAUAUGGAAUUGAUGGUUCUAAGGCAUUAAAGGGAAAUGAAAAUGAAGAUUCUGCAACUAAAGCAAAUAAGAUAAAAGAUGCACAAGAGACUCAAACUUGUGGACAGAACCCUGAAGCAAAUGAUUCGCUGGACCAAAUAACAAUCACAAUAUUAAACCCUCAACAAAUGAAAGAGCUGUUUCCAGAACACAAUAGUCAAUCCUCUAACAAACUGGAAAAUAGAGAAAACGAUAAGAUCACAAUAGCUUCAAAAAAUACAAAUAAAAGCCAUACAGGCACUAUACUUGCAGAGAGUACAAAUACCUCAACAGAAAAAGUCCAAAAACCAGCAAGUCACUCAUUUUGCUGUGUAACAGCUUGGUUAGCUUUAAAGUAUGCACUGGACCCUUGUGAACAUAUGUUGGCUAAAGAGGCUGCUUUAAAGCAGCAGUUGGUUGAGAAUUUGCCAUCUGAAAUUAUAAUUAAAGAGGAAUCAGAAACUAAUGAGACUUCUAGUACUGAUUUUCAAUUAAACAAUCAACCGCAGGCUCUAUACCCUAUUAGCAAUAACCUUCCUUCAGAAGUUGAAAAUAACAGAAUUUUGAGUAAAACCUUUACACACAGAGAAGAAUUGCCAGAAAAAGUUGAGAUUGAUAAACUGUGCAAACAAAAAUGUACAACAUUGGUUUCUAAAAGUCAAGAACGGUUGUAUUCAGGAACGGAUGACUCAAAAGGGGAAUCUAUAAGGUCUGCCUACAAAGAAUCAUCUGACAAAGAGAGGACUCCAAAAGUGGUUGAUAAAUCAAAGUCAGAUACUCUCCAGCAUAGAAGUAUGGAAAACAAACACAGUAAAAAAAGAGAAAAAUAUAAAAUUAAACGGGAUUCGAGUGAAACACACAUAAUUAAAGGACCAACUCGCCACUUUAAAAGGGCGUUGAAGAAACACAUUGCAAGUAAGAGGAAACAGAAAACUAAAGACAGACCAUAUAGUACUGUUACAGACUCUUCAAAUAACAUUGACUUGAUUUCCAAAGCAUACAAUAAUUCUCAGCAUUCACAAGAACAUUUAAACACAAAGGAAUGUGAAAUUGAGAGAGAUUUGGAGAAUAACAAAGCUGUGAGAACAGAACAUAGUGAAUCCAGUAGUUCUGAGCCUGUUGAGCAGAAUAAAGGCAGUCUUGCAAGAACAAAUCUGAAGAAAUUUGCCUAUCAGGAAGAGAGAGGAAAUGUAUGGAAAUACAGACGAUCACUUUCAGACAAUAUCAAAACUUCUAAAGUGCAGACAUUUAGAGGGCAAUAUCUUAAUAUGUUCAAAGGGAGAACUCUUUCUGAUAAAAAGGCACCUUGUAAUAGAAAAAGCAAUACACUUACACUUCAGAGAGAGCAAAAGAAAAAUUACUUGAAUAAAGUUGCAUUCAAGCAGACCGAACAGAGCAUUUGCUUGACAAAGUUAGAACAAUCACCUUCCAAAUCUGUCUGGCAUGUGAAAUCAAGCAGUGUUUCAGAAAACUCUGAAGACAAGAAAAACUGUAUUUCAUCUUCCCAGCAAUCUGAAGUGGUGAAACCCCAGAUGCUUGAAUUCAAGAUGUGUCCAGAAAUAGUGUUUAGAAAUUUGGUAUCUGAAGAUGUUUCAGAUGCAGAGCAGCUUCCUGAAAAAGAGAUCAUUCCUGUUUCAGCUGUCAAAAGUAGAAGAGAAGAUUGGUUAAAUUAUACUCCCCAGAAGAGAAGAAAAACGGAUGACACUCAAGCUGAUGAUCGAGUUCCACUUGAUACUGCAAUGGAAUUAUUGGACAAGAAUGAAGCUAUUAAGAACUCCAAUGCCAUAUUUGAGACCUACAGGAAGAUGCACCUGGAAAAAAGCCGAAGCCUGGAUAACAGUCCUAUUAGCUAGGCAUCCAUAAGUUUUGAGCAGCAUCAUGGGAACAUUUAUUGUGAUCUGCUUUACCUGACUGGACUGUGCAGUAGUGUGACAACUUUAGCCAGACAAUAAUAAAAUGAUGGCACAGUGGAAAUUAGUAAUUGUACACUGUGUGUGCUUACAUUCCAUUUUAGUUCAGGGAAUGAAUGGUGACAAUUUUAUCCCUGUGCCUGAUAAAAUAAUCGAGCGACACUGUUUCAGCUGGUAAUCUUCCUAAUCCUCUGUACUUCAUCCUCUAAUUUAUUAUGUUGAUAGACCAACAAUGCAAAAAAGCAGAAUGUAGUCUUGUCUUUUUUUAUGUGGGCAUUUAAAUGGAUAUUGUGACUUAUUAACUUUGAGGGAAAACAUGCAACAGAGGCAGGUAAGCAUUACCAUAUUUAUCAGGGAACCCUGUCAACUAGAGAUGCUGCUAUCUGGUUAAAAUUAAUUUUUACUUUCUUUGUAGUUUCAGUUGAUGGGGUUUAUGAAACAGGAGUCUGCACUGUGUUUAAAAGAAACAAAGACUGAUGUUAGAUAUGGGUUGCAAUGUUAACUGAUUGGAGAACAAGAUUGUAUUUUAACUCCAAAUUCACCAGGGUCAAGAUCUCAUUUGGAUUCUUCAGAUAGUUACUGUAAAUGAGCAAACCGUAUUGUAAGCUAUAUUAGCUAAUGUUUCAAAUCUCAUGUUCUACAAGCUGUUCUAAUGUUGAAUGUUAUUUUGUGCCUUUUAAAGUGUACUGAAACAAUUUGAAACUUAUGUUACAUUCAGCGGUAUUUUUAAUGGGUUUCAUAUUAAAAUUGCAUUUUGACAA